Sitodiplosis mosellana (orange wheat blossom midge) is the source of this 670-nucleotide messenger RNA. RefSeq lists its product as uncharacterized. The record is from RefSeq and is a predicted model, not a curated record. NCBI's taxonomy places the organism in Eukaryota, Metazoa, Arthropoda, Insecta, Diptera, Cecidomyiidae. The annotation marks the transcript as partial. Gene Ontology annotation, molecular function: protein binding. The transcript is spliced from 5 exons.
GUUAAAAUGCCUGAUGUUAAGAUUCCAUGGCGACGGAUUCCAAAAUACAUUCUAUGUAGCGAACACAAAUUUCUUGACAAAUGCCGUGUUACGAACUUUUACAUGGAUCCAGAGGACAUGAUGAUCGAUGAUGAUAACGAAGCCAUGAUCAAAAUUAAUACCAUUGUCAGGCGUAUUAAUGAAGUCAGCGAUAAAUUUACGACCGCCCAGAAGAGAGGAAAAUAUAACAAUUUUGGAUCCGAUAUGAGCACGUUCGAAGGUUUCGCCGCAGAAUUAUUGAAGAUUGAUCAAGAUCUGAAUGCUUCCGGCGAAGAGAACCAUGAUGGUCCAUUAAUUUUGGCGGUUUGCAGGGAUAUGUACAGUAUUUUAAGCUUCAUGGCGACUGCUGAUAAACUUUCCCCUGCAAAACCGUCUCAAAAUCAAGAAAAUAGAGUAAAAGCACUGCUAAAACAGGGAAAAUAUCUCGAAGCGAAGACAAAGAUUACAGAAAUUCUCAAAACUACCCCAGUUAAAAGUGAUGUUGUCUCUGAACUAUUACUCGAUCGUGCUAUCGCCAACUCAGAAACCCGAUUCUGUCGUGAAGCAAUUGAAGAUGCCACCAAUGCGAUGAAAGACAGCCGCCUUCACUCGAAGUGCUUGGAAAUUCGUGCAAAAUGCUACAUGUCGAUGC